CACGACGCCGCCCCCCCCCUCCCCCCCCCUCUCGAAUCCGACCACCAAGUUAACGCGACACCAACGAUCCCGCAGCCGCAGACUCAACCAGGCCACGAAUUUUUGAACCUGCACGAAUCCCCCCGAUCGUAUCGCAAAUAUGGGCGACGUUAUCAAGGAGGUGCCGCUCACGGCGGUCCGCGUUGAGGCCCUUGUGAGUACUGCCCGGAUUCUGCCCCACCUCUCCUCACAUUGGGGCUUCAUACUGCAGUGUGGUCAUGAUGGGAGGGAUAUCGUAAGGGAAAUGUAUGUGUGUGUGUGUGUGUCGCUGACCUUUGAUGUGCCUCUAGGUGGUGAUGAAAAUCGUCAAGCAUGGCUCCACGACCUUCCCCACGACCGCCACCGGUUCCAUCGUCGGCAUGGACACCGAAGGUCUCCUCGAGAUCACCAACACCUUCCAGUUCCCCACGGUCGACGUCGCAAGCACCGACAGCCACCAAAACAGCCACCAGAACGAUGCCUCGGCCCUCGCUGCCGCCGCUCCCCGCCAGAAGGCCAACAUUGUCUACCAGAACGACAUGAUCAAGCACUUGAAGGAGGUCAACGUCGACGCUAACAACGUCGGCUGGUACACAAGCGCUGCUAUGGGCAACUUUGUCAACCUCAGCUUCAUCGAGAACCAGUACCACUACCAGAAGGACAACGAGCGGACAGUCGCCCUCGUCCACGACGUCAGCCGCAGCUCCCAGGGCUCCCUGAGCCUGCGCGCUUUCAAGCUCACCCCGUCAUUCAUGGCGGCAUACAAGGAGGGCAAGUUCACGACCGAGAGCCUGAAAGCCUCCAAGCUCACCUUCAAGGACGUUCUCGCCGAGCUCCCCGUCGAGAUUCACAACACCCACCUCCUGACCUCUUUCCUGCACCAGCUUCCCGGCCUCCCCGAGCAGGACAAGAUCGAGUCGCCCAACACCCUGGCGGAUCUCCGCGACGACCCCCUCAAGCAGCAGCUCCACCCCUCGGUUGAGAACCUCGACCUCUCGAUAGACCCCUUCCUCGAGAAGACGUGCGACCUCCUGCUCGAGAGCAUCGAGUCCCACUACACCGACCUCAACAACUUCCAGUUCUACCAGCGCCAGCUCGGCCGUGAGCAGGCCAAGAUCACGCAGUGGCAGACCAAGCGCAAGGCGGAGAACGCGGCGCGCGCGGCGGCCAAGCAGGCGCCGCUGCCCGAGGACGAGUGGCAGAGGCUGUUCAAGCUGCCCCAGGAGCCCAGCCGGUUGGAGGGCAUGUUGAACGCGAAGCAGGUGGAGCAGUACAGCAAGCAGGUGGACGGAUUCACGGCCAACAUCAGCGCCAAGAUGUUUGCUGUCAGGGAGAACCUCCUGCCCAAGCGGGCUUAAAUGGACGCUUAAAGCAGGCUCGGGUCCUUAUUUCGCGGCUCCGUGGAUGUGGAUAAAUAAGAACCAAAACGGAAGACCGGCGUGAGACGACGGGGGAGGAGAGGAGAGGAGAGGAGAGCAGAGUCAAGGCGAGGGGAGACACAAAAAGGAGAGAGG
Messenger RNA from Colletotrichum phormii, 1532 nucleotides. Its product is annotated as eukaryotic translation initiation factor 3 subunit H. Lineage: Eukaryota; Fungi; Ascomycota; Sordariomycetes; Glomerellales; Glomerellaceae. The coding region runs from base 336 to 1376 and encodes 346 amino acids. The record is from RefSeq and is a predicted model, not a curated record. The transcript has 2 exons. Gene Ontology annotation, cellular component: eukaryotic 43S preinitiation complex; cytoplasm; eukaryotic translation initiation factor 3 complex. Gene Ontology annotation, molecular function: metallopeptidase activity; translation initiation factor activity.